UUGCGCGUCGUGUUCCAGACCAAUUCAAGUUGUGUUGAAUGCAACACUGGAUAUUUCCUUCAUAAUAAAACAUGCAUUGAUUGCAGAGACAAUGAAAUGAACUGUUCAAAAUGUUCGACAACUGAUGAAAAAUGUACUGAAUGCACUGAUGGUUUUUUCCCACGAAAUGGUCGGUGUAUAUCAUGCAAUGAGAUUGGUUGCCAGACAACUUCGGAGUAUUGCAACUCUUCUUCUGGGUAUUGUACAGGGUGCCUCAACGGGUUUUAUCCACUGAUUGGCUUAUGCAAACCAUGCGACUUUAAUGAAGGUUGUGCUCUGUGUGAUGUAUAUAGUAAUAAGUGUGAGGUUUGCAAGUCCAAAUAUUUUAAGAAUUCGUCCGCACUUUGCCAACUAUGUUCAUCAAAUUUCUGUGAUGAAUGUGACAAACAAACGGGAGUCUGUCUGAGCUGUAUCGAAGGAUAUUAUUUGGAGUAUGGGAAGUGUUAUUGGUGUUAUAUUAAAGAGCAUUGUGUGGAGUGUUCACGUACGUCUAAUAUGUGCGUUGGUUGUGAGACUGGAUAUUAUCCUUAUUUAGGAAAAUGUGAGACGUGUUCAACCAAAUUCUGUUUAAAUUGUGACAAACAACGUGGAGUAUGUAGUGAGUGUUAUAAAGGGUAUUACCUAUCCAAUGGCGAGUGCAUUUCUUGUUCGACUAAAAUCGACAAUUGUUUUCAAUGUUCCAACAAUGAAACGUGUUUGGAAUGUCAACCUACAAAUUAUUAUUUGAAAGAUAACAAAUGUCUUCAGUGCUCCAAUAAGAACAACUGCUUUCUAUGUGACGCAAAAAGUGACAAUUGUUUAAUUUGUGAUUAUGGUUCAUUUCCCACAGCACUUGGGUGUACUUUGUGUACUGAAAAACAAUGUGAAAAAUGCUCUCAAUUCAAUGGAAACUGCACUUCUUGUCUAUCUGGGUAUUACCUCACAUCAACAAAUUCCUGUGAAAAAUGCGCAGACAAUUGCAUAACUUGUGAAGGGUUAUCUCAAUGCAAACAGUGUGUAAACUCGACAUUUUACUUGUCAGAUGGCAUUUGUGAGAAGUGCACAAAUAAAGCUGAGUGCAUUAAAUGCUCUUCACAGUCGAAUAUAUGUGAAGAAUGUAAAUCUGGCUUUUACCCAUCAGGUUUAGACUGUUUACCUUGUUCCACUAAAAUUUGUUACGACUGUCACCCCAUCAGUGGAAAAUGUUAUUCGCCAUAUUUAGGGUACUUUUUAAAAAAUGGUGAGUGUCUUAAAUGUAGUGAGUAUAUAGAGGGAUGCAGCUUGUGCGUUUCAGAAUUAUUUUGUACAGAAUGUUCAAGUGGUUAUUUCUUACAUGAGAACAAAUGUAGUCCAUGUGAAUUGAUUGAUCAUUGCAUUGAUUGUGAUAGAAAUGGGACGUAUUGUCUCACAUGCGAAGAAAACUACUUCCCUUCUCGUCGUACAUGUGAGUUGUGUUCAUCAAUUAAUUGUCAAAAGUGUGAUUCAUCCACUGGAGUAUGUAGUUUGUGUUACAGUGGGUAUACCCUUCGCAAUGGUUCAUGUGUUGAAUGUGCUGUAAGUCAUUGUAACAAAUGUGAUUCAGACUUGAAUGUAUGUGACGAAUGUAUGCCAAACUUCAUGCCGAAUAAGAACAGAGUGUGUGAGUAUUGUGAAAAUGGAAACACGAUGAAUUGUGCUCGAUUUCUUUGUUCACAAACAGCCACAUUUCGGUGUGAUGAAUGUAAGAGUGGAUACUACCUUUCUGAUAGCAUAUGUUUGCCUUGUUCACCGAACUGGUGUGAUGUGUGUGACGGGACCACUGGGAGAUGUGUGAGGUGUCAGACAAAUUACUAUAUAAGUGAUGGUAUGUGUUUGCCAUGCAAUGAAUCAAAUUCACUUCAUUGCCAAUGUAAUAUGUGCUCGCAAACAGAAGAUGAGUUUUGUUAUGAGUGUCAAGACGGCUUUUAUUUAUCGAAUGGUAAAUGUUUGCAAUGCUCAGAAACAACCAACAAUUGUUCCUAUAAGAGCUGUGAUAAAUUUACAGGAAUGUGCACCAAUUGUAACACGAAUUACUUUCUUUCUAAUGGAAAGUGCGUUUUGUGUGACUCCAAUAACCCAAUGAAUUGUGAAGAAAAUCACUGUACUUUGUACGCACAAUGUUCCUCUUGUAAAAACGGGUUUUACUUGAAAAGUGGUAAAUGUGAACAGUGCACUAAAACCAAUCCAGGCCAUUGUGCUCCACAAAAGUGCUACUCUAAUGCCGAAAACAAAUGUUAUGACUGUGACGACAAUUAUAUCCUUGGUGAUGACAAUAAGUGCUAUUUGUCAAGUGAAAUAUUACCAAAUUGUGAAAAAGGAAUUACAAGGACAAAGUGUAUACAGUGUUACAAAGGAUUUGUUUUGAAUCAAAACCAUUGCACCCAACUCAGCUGUGACUAUAAUGAGAAGAACACCAGUGAUACUGUUUGUGCAGGAAAUUGUAAGAGUGCUAUAUCAUCAACCAUUUCUUGCCAAAGUUAUGUUACUUGUCCAAAAAUCAAGUUAAGCCAGACAGACAGUUUGUGCUUGCUCUGUGAUAUCAACCAAAACCUGACAUCCAAUUUCCAAUGUGAAAAUUACACCAAAGAAAAUUGUGUUGUUUCGUACCAAGAUAACUGCUUGGAAACAACAAAAGGGUACUUUAUCUCAAGAAAUGGUGUCAAUAAAUGCACAAAUGCGAUUUGCGGAUUCGACACGAUGAACAGUAGAGAAGAGAGUUACGAGUGUUCGCAAAACCACGAACUGAGUUAUUCCAACACACUCACUUGUGUCACAAAACAAGCGCAUUGCGUCAAACUAACAACUGCGGUUAUAGGAACGAAGUCUUGUGAAGUCUGUCAACCACAACACGUUUUGCUUGAAGGCAAUUGUAAGACGUGUGGAGAAAAUUGUUUAACUUGUGAUGCAAAUGGGUGUCUCAAUUGCACGGGUGCAUUACUUCUGCGAAAACGUGUUUGUGUUGCACCACUUUCUGAGCGUUGUGAAAUUGUUGAUCCUAACACCAACCAAUGUGUUUCAUGUUCGUAUGGGUAUUUUCUUGAUCGUGAUGGUAUUUGUGUGGUUAAUAAUUUCAAAUGUGAAUACCAAACAAUAAGUGGAUGUAAGAAGUGUACAAGUUUAAUGGAAGAGCCUUAUUAUUGCCAAGUAAAAGAUCCAGAAUCCACUACAGAAACUUCAGGGGACAUAAACUUGCCGAGUUCAACAAGUGAUUUUCCAAAGGAGUACAACAGUUAUAAAGAGACGUGUUAUAUAACAAAGAGCACUGGAUGUGAAAGAUGUAAAAAUGGGUUCUAUCUUGAUGGAAUAUAUUGUGUAAAAUGUCCACAAAAGUGUCUUUCGUGUUAUUCCCCAUAUGGUUGUACUGCGUGUGCACAAGGGAAUUACUUGCAAAAUGGUGAGUGUGUAACCACCGAAGAUUUUGAAAUAAAAUGCUUAAUAUCAUUACCUCUCAAAAUUGGGUGUUCUGUUUGCAACAAAAAGUACUUUCGUGUGGGUAUUUCUUGUCUUCCGUGUCCUUCUCAUUGCAACGAGUGUAAAUCAAACAAAACAUGUGAAAUCUGUGAAAACGAACAUUUUCAGAGUGAGACAAGUCGUGAGUGUCGGCCAUAUUCAGAACUCACAAACUGUGUAACAAAAACACCAGAGGGUUGCACAUUUUGUUCUCCUGGAUUUUUUCUUCAAUUUUCUGAGUGCCAGAAAUGCACUGAAAAUUGUCUUAGUUGCACAGAUUCCUCGAAUUAUAGUUGUACUUUAUGUGAAGAAAAUUAUGUAAAAAACACGGCAAGUUACAAGUUUUCAUGUAUCAAAUACUCAACAAUUGAACAUUGUAAAGGCUCUUUCCACUCAGUAUGUAUCGGUUGUUAUGGGUUUUAUAAAGUAAUGGGAGAUGGACUUUCUUGUGAAAGACGUUCAAUUUGGACAAUCAUUUUGGGUGUUAUUCUCAUUACGUUUUUUGUUAUUGUUGUUGUGAUUAUUAUCAUGUUUUUUGUAGUGGUGCACAUCUACAAUGAGCGACGAAUAACAAAAUUCAACGCUGGAAAGAUCGUCUUUAAAGUGUCGCAUUCCAACUGUUUGCUCAAUGUAAAAAUAGGUGGGUCCUUAUCGAGUAAGAACAAACUCACAUUUAAUUCCGUGAUGCUCCCAGUGAACAAAGAGAGUGACGACGUCUUUGUUCUGGGCAACUUGAGUUGCAAAAGCCUUCAAAUACAACUUACUGUCAAACAAGAGAAAGAGCCGCAGAAGUGUAAUAUUCUCGUUGACCCACAAAUAGUCGUCUUAAAGAAAGGAUUUGCCUGUGAGUUUAAAGUGAAUGUCAUUCCCAUGUGUACUUGUAAAUUACACGAUAAAAUUCUUGUCACAACAUUCGACAUUGAAAAGUCGCAAGUUAAAGAAGGACAAAUCUUGUUUGACGCAGAAACAGAGUGGUCCACUAAACUCGACUUUGAUGAAAUCAUUGAAGAACGGAUAGUUGGUCGUGGCUCUUUUGGUGUAGUCUAUCAAGGUCUCUACCGUUCGCAAAAGGUGGCGAUAAAGAAAUUGAAAGCCAUUCACAGUGUAGAUGAUAAUCUCGCCGAGUUUAAAAAGGAGGUUUCAAUGCUUGAAAAACUAAACAACGAAUUUAUCAUUAACUUCUAUGGCGCAGUCUUUAUACCGGGAAGAGUGUGUAUUGUCACAGAAUUUGCUAAUCAUGGCAGUUUGUUCGAUUUGUUGAAACAAGAUGAAAGAGACUUUACUCGGAAAAUGCGUGGGAAAAUACUGUAUGACGCAGCACGGGGUUUGGAGUAUUUACACCGUAACGACGUCUUGCACAGAGAUGUCAAACCAGACAAUAUCUUAGUGGUGUCUCUCAACCCAGUGGAUGAUGUCAAUGGAAAAUUGACGGACUUUGGCAGCUCGCGAAAUGUGAAGAACUUAUGUGAAAACUUGUCACUGACAAAGUGCGUUGGUACCCCAAAAUUCAUGGCGCCAGAAAUUUUGCAACGAACGGUUUAUCAAAAGCCAGCAGAUGUGUACGCGUUUGGAAUUUCUGUUUUGGAGGUCUUUCAGCGAAAAGACCCAUUUCCCGUCGAGCAGUUUGAGUACCCAUGGGAUAUCGCAGAGUUCAUCUGCUCAGGUAAAAGACCCGACAUAUUUGACGAGAAUGAGAAUGUGAGAAACGUUAUAGAAGGGUGUUGGAAACAGAGUCCAACAGAAAGACUGAGUAUUUCAGAUGUUUGUAUAAAAUUACAAUUGUUAAUUUAA
Molecule: messenger RNA, 5277 nt
Organism: Entamoeba invadens IP1
Lineage: Eukaryota; Evosea; Mastigamoebida; Endamoebidae
Product: protein serine/threonine kinase, putative
Exons: 1
Biological process (GO): protein phosphorylation
Molecular function (GO): protein kinase activity; ATP binding
Source: RefSeq, a predicted model, not a curated record